Molecule: messenger RNA, 1452 nt
Organism: Synchytrium microbalum
Lineage: Eukaryota; Fungi; Chytridiomycota; Chytridiomycetes; Synchytriales; Synchytriaceae
Exons: 7
Coding region: 1-1452 (483 amino acids)
Biological process (GO): mRNA splice site recognition
Cellular component (GO): cytosol
Molecular function (GO): mRNA binding
Source: RefSeq, a predicted model, not a curated record
AUGUGGGACGGCUCAGGGGGCCAUGCAGCCUCAUACGGAAGUGGUAUAGAUAGCACCAAGACAACUUUAUGGAUGGGAGAUUUGGAGUCUUGGAUGGACGAAGCUUGGGUUAGGCAAUUAUGGUAUAGCAUGGGUGAAAAUGUGUCCGUCAAAAUGAUUCGAGACAAGUUCUCUGGAGGUAGUGCUGGCUACUGUUUUGUUGAUUUUGGCAAUCCUCAAUCAGCCAUGAAGCACCUACAAUCUCUGAAUGGAACCAUGAUACCACAAACCAACCGUGUAUUCAAACUGAAUUGGGCAAGUGGUGGUGGAAUGGCUACUCAACCUACCAACAUGAAUCGAGAAGAGCGAGGUCCAGAGUUUUCUAUAUUUGUCGGUGAUUUAGGUCCAGAAGUUACAGAUUUCAUGCUGCUGCAAACCUUCCAAUCACGAUACAUGUCUUGUAAAUCAGCCAAAGUCGUUACAGAUCCCAUGACGGGUCAAUCUAGAGGUUAUGGAUUUGUACGAUUCACUGAUGAAGCUGAAUCUACUCGUUCAAUGUCUGAAAUGUCGGGUCAAUACUGUGGGUCCAGGCCAAUGAGGAUUUCUAUUGCUACUCCCAAAGCUGGUGGUCAAGGAGGUGGCGCUGGAGGUCAAGGUGGUGGAGGAGGUGGUGGUCGUGGCGAUCGAAUGGGUGGUAUGGGAGGAAUGGGAGGUGCUGGAGGUAUGGCUUAUGGUGCUCCUAUGGGUGGUCAACAGGCCAUGCAGGGUGGGUAUAAUCAGUAUACAGACCCGAAUAACACCACUGUCUUUGUUGGUGGAUUGUCGCAGGGCAUCACUGAAGAUGAUUUGAGAACGUAUUUCGGACCAUUUGGAGAAAUCACCUACACAAAGAUCCCACCUGGCAAAGGAUGUGGUUUUGUACAGUUUACUCAUCGUACCAGUGCUGAAGCUGCUAUCGCUCAAAUGAAUGGCUAUGUCAUUGGAUCCUCUCGAGUCCGUCUAUCGUGGGGUCGAUCCCAAAUAGUUGAUAAGCCAGUAGGUGGUGGAGGCAUGCAUGGUGGACAACAACAGCAGCAGCAACCGCCAUGGGGUGGAGGUGGAUAUGCUCGACCUCCCGCUCAAGGUGGCUACAUGCAACAAGUUCCGUAUGGUGCUGCUUAUGGUCAGGGUGCCAUGCAAUACAUGGGUCAACAAGGUGGCAUACCUGCACCAUCUCCUUCAGCUGGAGUCGCUCCCAUUGGCGCUAUAGGCGGAAUGGGAGGUGCACCACGAUACGAUGGUAGUCCAGCUCCUCAGUUAACUGCGUAUCCUCAAUCACAUGUAGUAGAAGACCCAUUAGCUCCCAUGGAUGUGAAUCAAGCCAAUGAAUCGUUUAUUAAUGCUGAAGAAGCUGUGUUGGAACGUACGGAACUUGGGGAUGGCAAUGGAAGUAGUAGUUGGAGAGGUGGUAGCAGCCACGUCUUUGCUCAGUAA